Molecule: messenger RNA, 663 nt
Organism: Penicillium lagena
Lineage: Eukaryota; Fungi; Ascomycota; Eurotiomycetes; Eurotiales; Aspergillaceae
Product: p24 family protein
Exons: 4
Coding region: 1-663 (220 amino acids)
Biological process (GO): intracellular protein transport; Golgi organization; endoplasmic reticulum to Golgi vesicle-mediated transport
Cellular component (GO): COPII-coated ER to Golgi transport vesicle; Golgi apparatus; endoplasmic reticulum-Golgi intermediate compartment
Source: RefSeq, a predicted model, not a curated record
AUGGGCUCCUCCCGGUUCAACAUGGGGUCCCUCCUCAGUCUUUUCCUUCUCGUCAUCCAGAUCGCCUCGGCCCUGAAAUUCGACCUUUCCGCCUCCGCGGGCUACGGCAGUGCUCACGAGCGAUGCAUCCGUAACUUCGUCGCCAAGGACCAGCUCGUCGUUGUUACGGCUAUCGUAAGCGGUCAGAAGGGGGAUGGACAGAAGGUCAAUAUGCAUAUUCGGGAUGCUAUGGGCAAUGACCACGGCAAAGCCAAGGAUAUUGCUGGCGAGACUCGCCAGGCUUUCACUUCACCGGGCGACACUGCCUUUGACGUGUGUUUCGAGAACCAGCUUGUUGGACGCAGCGGCGUCCAAAACCCCUCCCGCGCCAUCGAACUCGAUGUCGACAUUGGCGCCGACGCCCGCGACUGGUCCAGCAUCGCCAUCACGGAGAAGCUGCAGCCCAUCGAGGCUGACCUCCGCCGCAUGGAGGAGACGGUCGCGGAGAUUGUGACAGAGAUGGAGUACCUCCGUUCGCGCGAGCAGAAGCUGCGCGAUACCAAUGAGAGCACUAAUGAGCGGGUGAAGUGGUUUGCGUUUGGGACGAUGGGUAUGCUCGUGGGCCUCGGGGCUUGGCAGGUUGUUUACCUGAGGGCUUACUUCCGAUCCAAGCAUCUCAUCUAG